AUGGCGGACAACAAGAAGGGCAGCCUUACCGACCACCUCGAAGACAGCUUCUCCCAUGACCAGUCCACCGCAGUGAUCAGCUAUGACAACAAUGGCAUCAGUGGCAUCAUACGGUUGCCUUAUGUAUUUGGUGCCGCCCUCUUGGCCUCCUUCGGUGGCUUCUCCUUCGGCUACGAUCAGGGCGUUGUCUCUCUUAUCCUUACUUUACCACAAUUUCGCCAACAAUUCCCUGAGAUAGCUCCUGAUCACCCUCGUUAUGGCUUCAACACGGGGUUCAUGACCGGCAUGCUGGAAUUUGGCGCCUUUAUCGGCUGCAUAUUCUUUCCCCUUCUUGCCGACAGGUAUUCCAGAAAAUAUGGCCUCGCCAUAGCGACAGUUUUCUUUUGCGUUGGUGCCAUUAUUCAGACGGCUUCACACAACUACAGCACCCUCGUCGCUGGGCGCACCAUUGGCGGGGUCGGCGUAGGAACUCUUGCUAUGGGUGCCCCAUUGUACAUUUCCGAGAUUGCUCCCCCUAAUCUCAGGGGCUCUCUCCUUGUUCUCGAGGCAAUAUCCAUCGUCGUUGGGGCCAUCAUUUCUUACUGGAUCACGUACGGCAACCGCGAAAUUGCAGGCGACUGGUCUUUCAGGUUGCCCUUCCUUUUGCAGAUGGCCCCUGCCCUAAUGGUCGGCAUCGGUAUCCAGCUCUUCCCUUUCUCUCCAAGAUGGCUGGCCAUGCGUCACCGCGACGAGGACAGCCUCCGGUCUCUCGAGACACUCCGGCGCCUUCCUAGAACCGAUGAGCGCGUCCAACAGGAGUGGAAGGGCAUCCUACGUGAAGUCGAGCUUCAAGAGCUCGUGCUACAGCGGGAACACGGCGCGAACACCAACGUUGUCAUGCUUGAGUUCAGACAAUGGGGUGAUCUCUUCAAGCCCAAGUGCCUACGACGCACAGCUGUUGCACUUGCUAUUCCUUUCUUCCAACAGUUCUCAGGCAUCAACGCCUUUGUGUACUACGCACCUAUCUUCUUCGCCGCUCUUGGACAGAGCUACGAAAUGUCUCUCAUUCUGAGCGGCAUGGUCAACAUUUGUCAAUUUAUCGCCGGAAUCCCGACCUUUCUAUUUUUGGACAAAAUGGGACGCCGGAAGCUUGCCAUUUUUGGGGGUAUCGCCAUGGGCAUCCCGCAUAUUAUUAUGGCCGGUAUUGUUAGUAAAUACAACGACAGAUGGGAAAGUAACCCGGGUAUUGGUUGGUUCGGCGUAGCACUCAUCUACAUCUACGUGCUUGCAUAUGCAGCUUCUUAUGGACCUUUGGCAUGGACUCUUCCGGCCGAGAUCUUUCCAAGUUCUAAGCGCGCGAAGGGCGUCGGAGCUGCAACGGCCAUGGUCUGGCUGGCAAAUUUCAUUAUCGGCGUGAUUGUACCUGAGAUGCAGAUCAAGCUUGGCUGGGGCACUUACCUUUUCUUUGGUUGCUUUUGCUUUGCCGCCUCCGUGUUCUCGUUCUUUUUCGUUCCGGAGACGGCGGGCAAGAGUCUGGAGCAGAUUGCAGGCGUAUUUGGGGACGACCUUGGCGAUGAAGAACGCGAGCUGGACACACGAGCCGGCGAGAUGAGAACGCACUGA
Messenger RNA from Diaporthe amygdali, 1602 nucleotides. Its product is annotated as mfs monosaccharide transporter protein. The transcript is spliced from 3 exons. Bases 1 to 1602 code for a protein of 533 amino acids. Gene Ontology annotation, biological process: transmembrane transport; carbohydrate transport. Lineage: Eukaryota; Fungi; Ascomycota; Sordariomycetes; Diaporthales; Diaporthaceae. Gene Ontology annotation, molecular function: carbohydrate:proton symporter activity. Gene Ontology annotation, cellular component: membrane. The record is from RefSeq and is a predicted model, not a curated record.